GUUAUUGAGCGCUUAAACCCGAAGAUCAUUCUCUUUUCAGGUAUCCUCCCGCGGGAACGAAAUUUAUUCGAGAAUGGUUUCAACCCGUACAGUUUAAAGAAGCUGAACAGAAAAUUAGCUCGGAUAAACACUAAUCUUUUCGAAGCAUUCAAAGGCCGAGAAGCUUUUUCUUUUUGCAGAUCUGGUGAGUACUAUUGGAGUACUUGUCUGUCAAGAGACGGAUUGCAUCUGAACCGUAAGGGUAAUGCACAGCUUGGGAGAAUUUUUGUGAAGGACAUAAAGAGCGUUUUGAAUGUGAAAUCCCUUCCAAAGGUAAGUGCUACAUCUUUUUCCUCUGUAUCUGCUAGUAUUGAGUUUCCAGCUUUAUCCACUGUUUCAGGAAAACAUCCUUCUGUACCUAUCACGAUUUUGGAUAAUUAUCCUCGUGCUUCUGUCAUUUCAGAUACUUCAAGUACUCACUCUAAACCUCUUUAUUCAAGUGUUUUGAAACGGGUUUCUUCUGUUUGCAGCACUUUGGAUAGUCAUCCUGAUACUUUAGGCUUAUCAGAUUCUAGUGUUUCAGUUUUGUGUGUUCCUUCGAAACCACUUUAUUCAAGUGUUUUGAAACGGGUUUCGCAUGUCUGCACUACAUUGGAUAGUCGUCCUAAUGCUUUAGCAUUACCAGGUGUUUUGACUGAUUUGGAUAACCAUCCCAGUAUUUCAGUAUUGUUGGAUUCUCCUGAUGUUCUUUCUAAACCUCUUUAUUCAGAUGUUUUAAAAUAUGGUUCUACCAACACGUCUUUGGAUAAUCAUCCCAGUGGUUUCUUGUUAUUGGAUUUUCCAGUUCUUGAGCCUAUAGCCAAUAUUGUUUUGAGUAUUCUUGACAUCACUGCACCAGUUUCUCCGGAUUCCAGUACUCCAUCUGUUCAUCUAAGUGUAUCUGUUUCUCAGCUUUCUGGUUCUUUGUAUCCUGUUACAGUUGCUUCUGAGCUUGCAAUUAAUUCCAAUUUCAUCUGCUUCUCAGACUGCUUUAUAAGAUUUUUCCAUUUCUUGAAAGUGCUGUUAACACUGGUCCAAAUGUUAAUGCCAUUGCAUCUGUUCCCCAAUUUUCUGUUGCUUCUGUGCUCAAUUCUGAAUCUUCUGGUUAUUUAGGUUCUGCUUUUCAGGUUCUCACCUAUUCUAGUUCUCCUCCU
Messenger RNA from Stegodyphus dumicola, 1172 nucleotides. RefSeq lists its product as uncharacterized. The record is from RefSeq and is a predicted model, not a curated record. NCBI's taxonomy places the organism in Eukaryota, Metazoa, Arthropoda, Arachnida, Araneae, Eresidae.